AUGGCAAACAAAGUCGACGACUCUUCCGAGAACAACGACCUAUUGGCACCUCUGAUACCGCUCCAAUCGAAGGACCAUGAAGCGAUCCUCAAUGUCAUCGACCAAUUGAGGUCGGAAGGCAUAGGUGAGUAUGUCGGCCUUCCGCAGUUGAUCGUGUGUGGCGAUCAGUCGUCGGGCAAAAGCUCUGUGUUGGAGGCCAUCUCGGGCCUGUCAUUUCCGGCCAAGGACAAUGUCUGCACUCGUUUCGCUACCGAGCUCAUUCUAAGACGCUCGCCGAACGUGGGUAUAACAGCCUCAAUCCAUGCUGAUGAGAAACGAACCCCAGCCGAGAAAACUCGCAUCGAAGGUUUCAAGUCGUCCACUGUUGAGCUUGGACAAUUUGGGAGCAUUGUCCGGCAAGCAGAAAAGCAUAUUGGCAUUGGUCAGGAUGGCCACCUGUUUUCCAAGGACGUCCUUCGCGUGGAGGUUUUAGGGCCAGGACUACCUCACUUGACCUUGGUUGAUCUCCCGGGCCUGUAUCAUGCACCCGACGAAUCCCAAACUGCAGCAGGAGUCGACUUCGUAGAGUCGUUGGUAUUGUCCUACCUACGGAACAAACGCAGUGUCAUCUUGGCUGUCAUCUCUGCGAAAAGUGAUAUAGCACUACAGAAGAUCACCGCUUUCACACGCCGAUUCGAUCGAAGGGGCAACCGCACCAUGGGUAUAAUCACCAAGCCAGACACUUUGGACACAGGCUCUGAUAUGGAGAGGUCCUUCUAUGAUCUGGCAAUGAAUACGCGGCUCAGAUUCCGACUCGGAUGGCACGUCCUGAAGAAUAGGUUGCCGAAAGAGCAGCACUUUUCCCUCCAACAACGUGAUGAGUCUGAAGCAAAAUUCCUGAGCGCAGGAAUAUGGGCCCAGAUGCCUCGUGAUCUGGUUGGAAUUGAUACUUUGAGACCAAGGUUGAGCACGGUCCUGAAGGACCAUAUCAUAUCGCAACUACCGGGGCUCAUUGACGAAGUUCAACAAUCCUGUAAAAAUGCAGAGUCCCGGUUACAGAGACUUGGAAAGGCACGACAAACAUUGAGUGAGCAACGCCUAUACCUCAUAGACAGCAGCGACCGUUUCACAACCCUCAUUGGCAACGCCGUGGACGGAAACUAUUCCAGUCGAUUCUUCGGAGAUCCCAUGAAGGAGGAAAAUUAUGAGAGGAGACUGCGCGCUAGGGUCCAGAACCGGCUUUCCGAAUUUGCCCAAGAUAUGGAGGAAAUGGGGAUGCAAAGAAACAUCAUUGACGAUGAGGAACCCAUCGAUACUGAAGAAAACCAGAUUCACCGCUCUGACCUUGUCACAGAAGUUCAGGAACUCAUGCGUCGAAGUCGCGGAAGAGAAUUGCCUGGCACUUACAACCCUCUUAUCAUAGGUGACUUGUUUUACAUGCAGAGUAAGCCAUGGGAAUCGAUCGUUACUCGGUGCAUUGAUGGCCUUCUUGGGGACGUCCACAAGGCGACAAUGCCGAUGCUGCGGGAGACACUGGAUGAGACGAGCAUGAAGCGACUUCUGGAAUACGUGAUUGAACCUGGACUUGAAAAAAUCGAAGAGGCGUUACGCGGCAAGACGGCCGAGCUCCUCAAUCCUCAGCAGAUGGGACAUCCAAUAACCUACAACCAUUAUUUCACAGAGAGCGUUCAGCAGGCGCGCGAGGAGCAUCUGCGCAGAGAUUUGGAGAAAAGAGUAACGAAAUUCUUUGGAAAAGAGUAUCCAUCGUCUGGAAUGGUCUCGUGGCCACAGAACUACAAAUUCAGAAUGGAUAGUUUGAUUGACGCGCUUGCAACUCAGACAGAAGCAAACAUGGAGCGCUUUGCUGCCUCGGAAGCAAUCGAUUGCAUGCUAGCUUACUACAAGGCGAGUGAUUUCAUGUUCUGGCCUGUUUCUUUUCUUUUCGAUACAGCCGCUGACAAGCGUGUCAAGACGAUUGCAGAGGAAGACGCAGGGUCGAGGGUCGAGCGCGAGCGACUGGAGCAGAGGUUGGCAAUCCUUAGCAGCGGUCUAAGUCAACUUCAGCGCCUCGAUCGACACAAUACAUCAGUACAAACCCCGUCAGAUGAGGACAGCCACGAGGAUAGCCGAAGCGAGAUGGAGGAGUUCGCGGAUGACGAGAACGAGCUCGUCGACGUAGUUGAAAGUCGCGGCACAACAAGUCCUGCCAGUUAA
Molecule: messenger RNA, 2193 nt
Organism: Fonsecaea monophora
Lineage: Eukaryota; Fungi; Ascomycota; Eurotiomycetes; Chaetothyriales; Herpotrichiellaceae
Exons: 3
Coding region: 1-2193 (730 amino acids)
Cellular component (GO): microtubule; membrane; cytoplasm
Molecular function (GO): GTPase activity; GTP binding; microtubule binding
Source: RefSeq, a predicted model, not a curated record